AUGGCGCAUCGCAUCAUCACGCAAAUAGUCCUCACCGGAGGACGAGUCUUUGGCAAGGCCUUCGCCGAAGCAUAUAAGCAGGCACAGGCCUCAUCCCAAUACGCCAAAUCAGCGGCGCAGAACGGAUCGACCGCAACCUAUUCAUCCUCGGGUCUGACACUUGAUGAGGCCUGCAAGAUCCUAAAUGUGAAGCCUCCGAUGGGCGGCAAGACCGACAUGCCAGUUGUGAUGGACCGAUUCAAAAAGUUAUUCGACCAAAACGAACCGAAGAAGGGCGGCAGCUUCUAUCUGCAAAGCAAGAUAUUACGAGCCCGUGAACGAAUAGAGGCUGAAGUCAGAGAUGCGGAACGAAAAGCGGCAUUUGAGAAGGAAAUUCGUGAAGGUUGGAAGCCCAAGAUGUACAGAGAUUGA
This is a messenger RNA of Cyphellophora europaea CBS 101466, 411 nucleotides long. Its product is annotated as mitochondrial import inner membrane translocase subunit tim16. Bases 1 to 411 code for a protein of 136 amino acids. Gene Ontology annotation, biological process: protein import into mitochondrial matrix. The record is from RefSeq and is a predicted model, not a curated record. Gene Ontology annotation, cellular component: TIM23 mitochondrial import inner membrane translocase complex. Lineage: Eukaryota; Fungi; Ascomycota; Eurotiomycetes; Chaetothyriales; Cyphellophoraceae. The transcript has a single exon.